AUGACAGGCAAGAAGAAACAUUCUAGUAGCGUGUUUCGGAUAGUCAGAGGGUUCGGCGCAGCGCUACUGCUCGUUCUCGUCUUAAAGCCCAUCGUGCCGUGCCUAUGGUCGCGCGAGCCCGGGAUCUGUCCAAUCCUCGAGAUCCCGUCCCUCGCGCGGCGAGAGAUCAAGGAGGCCGCUGACGCCGGCAAACUGGAGUCACGAGUUUCAGUCUCGGAGAGCGCGAGCAGCAUUUCGGAAACGGUUAAGAGCGAUGCAGGGAAGCAGGAGGAGCCGCAGGUGGCUGAUGCAGCAGCAGCAGCGGAGAAUGGCAGGGAGUUAGCUGCUGCUAAGCUCGCCUUAUCCGCUGAGCUAGAUUUACCAAAUAACGGGGAUAAUUUAUCAUCGCAAACGAGAAGCUCGCGUGUAGAGGAGGAGGAGGAGGAAGAGUCGCUGACGUCAGCUGUCGAGUCGAUGUCGGAAGACGACAAGGAGCGCGAGGUGAAGUCGUUGUGGCGCUGCCAGGGCGGAUCUGGUGCCGCCGACUGCUCUGAACCGCAGGCGCUCUUGCUGGCCGAGGGCGCGCUGGCGGAGCGUGUACACGCGGUGUGCGCGGCGUAUGCGCUGACGGCGCUCACCAGCGCGCCCACGCUCGCCGUGUGGCCCGCCGACCGCCACCUGCCCGCCACCACCUUCCGCCACCUCUUCCGCCCCGCCAGCAGCGUGGCCAUCCCCCCGGGGGACGUGGCGGACAGGGCGGUGAGCGGAGAGGCGCGCGACGUGUGGGUGCGCGACGUGCGCCUGGCCAGCAGCGAGCUCACGGCCCGCCUGCACGCCUCCCAGCAGGUGAUGGUCAAGGAGUGCCCACGAGGCAGCAGGAGGAAAACCAGGCGCAUCCCCCUGCCCUUCCGCCACUACCUCUCCCCCUCCGCUCACUCCAAGCAGGCGUCCGGUGCAGUGAACCUGGACGGGUGCGCGUAUGACAAGCACGUGGACGCGUGUCUGGGGCGCCUGCGCCCCUCCACGGCAGUGGGCGCGCUGGUCAUGGAGGAGGACCUGGCCGCACUCAAGCUCUCCAAAGCUAUCUACGUGUCGAGCCCACCUGCUGGUACCGUCUGCUCUGGCUGUCCCCGUAUGGCCAACUCGUCCGCCCCACUGUGCGCCAUGCGCCGCAUCACCAUGGCCUUCCUGCACGACCCCCACGUGGCGUUCGCCCUCGCCGCCCGCGCCGCCCCCGACGUCACCGCUGUUGGGGACUUCUUCAGCGAGCUGCGCCGCCCGCUCGUGCUCAAGGCCAGCCAAUCGCGGCUGGACACGUGUCAGGAGGGGGGGAGGAGGGAGUUGGCGGAGGGGAAGGGGGUGCUGGGGAGUGAAGUGGGCGGGUCCAGCAUCAAGUGCGCUCAGCUGCAGCGGCCCCACAUCGCUCCAUCCCCAUACGCUCAUAUUCACCGUACAUGGCACUGCUCCUCAAGCCUCCACUCACCCCUCACCCUUCAACCGCUCCUCACCCCUCACCUGCUCCUCAACCCUCAACUGCUCCUCACCCCUCACCUGCUCCUCAACCCUCAACUGCUCCUCACCCCUCACCUGCUCCUCAACCCUCAACUGCUCCUCACCCCUCACCUGCUCCUCAACCCUCAACUGCUCCUCACCCCUCAACUGCUCCUCACCCCUCACCUGCUCCUCAACCCUCAACUGCUCCUCAACCCUCAACUGCUCCUCACCCCUCAACUGCUCCUCAACCCUCAACUGCUCCUCACCCCUCAACCGCUCCCCACCCCUCACCCGCUCCCCACCGCCUCCACCCACAAGUCUGCUGUUUCGUUGGCCUCCCUCUGCUGUUUUCCUCCUGCCCCUCUGCCCCUCCUCUCCCCCUCUCCCUUGUGCUGCACCCAUCCCCCUUCCAUCCCUUUCCCUUGCUACUUCCCACCACUCCAACCCUUCCCCCAUCCCAUGACCCCCUUCCCCCAUUCCCCCCAUUCCCCCCACCUCCCCCCCUUCUCCCACUCUCCCCCCCACCAGGCAGCGGAGCUGUUCGCCCUGAGCUUCGCGAGAGCGCUGGUGCCCAUCCACCGUCUGCUGCUCCUCUCGUGCUUCUUUCCCCUUCUUCCCCCCUUCCCUCCUGCCGCCCUCCUCCUGCCUGUCUCCCACCCUCCCACCAUGUGCCUCCCACCAUGUGCCUCCCACCAUGUGCCGCCUGCCGUGUGCUGCCGUCCAUCUGCGAGACCGAAAGACUGCCGCCCAUCAUUCGCCACCGGUGGUCGUGGUUCACACAGGUGGAAGGUGAGAUGGUCGUGGUUCACUCAUGCGAGCCUGGAAUUUCAUGCCAGCAUGCGCCACCUCAGCAUGCGCCACCUCAGCAUGCGCCACCUCAGCAUGUGCCGUGCUGCUCAGUCUAUGCCAUGCGGGCUAGAUGGAGCGCAGCAUGCCCCCCGGCGCCCCCUCUCUCACCAAUCCCUCAUCCGCCACCUCCCUCCCCCCCCAGCCAUUCCAUUCCCCACCAGAGAAGCACAGGCAGGAGGUGUGCACGGUGCCCCGGAGAAGCUGAAGCUAGUGGUGUGCACGAUGCCCAAGGUGGCGGCCAACUCGUGGCUCAUGUGGCUGCGCGCCAAGCUGGGGCAGCCCGACCCGAAUGACCCCAUCCUCGCCCUCGAUGUGGACAAGGCCGGCUGGCACCUGCUGGGCCGCCACUUCACAGAGAAGGAAGCAGUGAGUUCAUGUGCUCCCAACCCCUUGACUUCUCUGCUUAACUCUGCUGCACCACUUUCAACCCUCAAAUUCGAUGAACGCUUUUCAUGCCAUUUCACCAUUCACACCUCCUUUGCCCUUCCCCUCUCCCCCUCCCCCUCUCUGCAGGUCCGUCUGGUGACCCGCCCAGACUUCUUCCGCUUCACCUUUGUGCGCAACCCCUUCUCACGCGCCCUCUCCGCCUACUCCAACAAGCUUGUGGUCACGGACACGCCCAACAACAAGACGGGCCCGGGGUCCAGAGAGUACUGGAAUGAGCGUUUCUUCCGGUUUGUGCGGCCGCAGUUUGAGCUGCUCAAGGCCGAGGACGACCUCGUGUCAUUCCCCGACUACAUGCGCCUCGUUGCCCUGCUCAAGAAGAACUUCCGCUGGAAGAUGGACCGCCACAUCGCCCCUCAGGUGGACGUGUGUUUCAUGCAGAUGAUAAAGUACGACUUUGUGGGGCGGUUUGAGAAUCUGGAGGAGGAUGCCAAGUAUGUGGUGAACCGAUUCGGAGGCGACCAUCUCGACAUCUUCAACUUCGGCGUCAACGCGCACCAGACCCGCGCCGACACCAAGCUAGUCAAGAAAUACACCAAGGUUAGUUCUGCUGCAGCGGCUGCUGUACGGUCUGGGAGCUUCUGA
Messenger RNA from Closterium sp. Naga37s-1, 3351 nucleotides. The record is from the annotation of a GenBank genome assembly. Lineage: Eukaryota; Viridiplantae; Streptophyta; Zygnematophyceae; Desmidiales; Closteriaceae.